Molecule: messenger RNA, 1425 nt
Organism: Verticillium alfalfae VaMs.102
Lineage: Eukaryota; Fungi; Ascomycota; Sordariomycetes; Glomerellales; Plectosphaerellaceae
Product: 2-epi-5-epi-valiolone synthase
Exons: 3
Coding region: 1-1425 (474 amino acids)
Biological process (GO): antibiotic biosynthetic process
Molecular function (GO): 3-dehydroquinate synthase activity
Source: RefSeq, a predicted model, not a curated record
AUGUCGGAUAUGAAUGCGUCAGUCACGGAGAAUGCCAAUGGCUUCCAGGUCUGUGGCUACGAAAAGAUUGAGUAUGAUUUUGAGUUUCUUGACGGUGUUUUCGACACGGCAAACGGUAAUCUUGCAAACUGCUACCGGGUUUGGAAUCGAUGCCUCGCCGUUAUGGACCACAACAUUCACACAUUGUAUGGCGAACGCAUCGAAGGCUACUUUGCCCACCACGGUCUCGAGCUUAGGAUUCACAAGACUAUGAUUGGCGAGAAGGCCAAGAAUAUGGAGACUCUUCUUGCCAUCGUGGACACCAUGACCGACUUCGGGAUCUACAGAAAGGAACCUGUACUGGUCGUCGGAGGUGGCCUCGUGACUGAUGUGGCUGGCUUUGCAUGCGCAGCAUACCGAAGAAACACAAACUACAUUCGCAUUCCUACCACUGUCAUUGGCCUCAUUGAUGCUUCCGUCAGCAUUAAAGUAGCUGUCAAUUACGGACAAUACAAGAACAGGUUGGGAGCAUACCACGCUCCCAUGCACACGUUCCUCGACUUUACUUUCCUCCGCACGUUGCCUAUCUCACAGAUUCGCAAUGGAUUUGCCGAGCUGAUUAAGAUCUCAUCUUGUGCUCACAAGGAUACGUAUGACUUGCUAGAGAAGCAUUGUGAAGAUCUCAUCAACACAGGCUUUGGACGAGCAGAUGGCGCCUCGAAAGAGCUCAUUGCCACCGCCGAUAAGAUCUGUCGUGCUGGCAUAUUCGAAAUGUUGAAACUUGAGUCCCCCAACCUUCACGAGAUUAUGCUCGACCGAGUUAUUGCAUAUGGUCACACUUGGUCCCCGUUGCACGAGCUUGUACCCGAGCCGCCUCUACGCCAUGGCCACGCCAUCUCCAUCGAUAUGGCCUACUCGGCAACUCUUUCUCGUUUACGAGGGCUUAUCACUGCCGAGGAGCAUAUGAGACUGCUGAUGCUCUUCUCUCGAGCGGGGCUGUCAAUGGAUCAUCCUCAGUUUGACACCGCCGUACUCGAAAAAGCUACAGCUGCCAUCCUCAAGACCCGAGAUGGCAAGCUUCGCGCCGCUGUACCUGUUACCCCCAUGGGAACCUGCGUCUUCCUCAACGAUGUUUCGAAGGAAGAACUGGCAGCUGCACUUGAAAGUCACAAGGCCUUGAUGAAUAAGUUUGCCCGGCGAGGUGCGGGUAUUGACGCUUUCGUGGACGCCAGUGACACCGGAUAUACUGUUCAAGGAGAGACGACAACGUUGUCGAAUGGCCGUGCGCCUGCUGCUGUCGACUUUGUGGCAGAUGAACAAAAGUUGAAUGGCAAUGGCAAUCUGUCAUCUGAUGGAUUCAAGUCAGGUUCUAACCAUGGAACAGCUAUGGACGGCUUGAUUGAUCAGAGACAGGCAAUCAAGGUCGUAGAUGGUGGCUCUUCUUGA